AUGUCAAAUAUUUUAGAAAAAAAGAUGAAUAUAAGGAAUUUAACAGGAGUAUCCGGCUCUAAAUAUUCCAAUAUGUCUUUAAAAUGCAGGAAAUGUAAAAGUUAUGAAGAAAUAUUGGAUGAUAACGAAUCAUUUGAAAAACAAAUAAAUAAUGAUUCAGAAAAAAAGAGUGUUUCUGGUUCUUUUGAAAGAUAUCAAAGAGAAAGAGGGUAUAGUCAGAAUUGUUACGCUUGUAAUUCUUCAGUAUCUCCAAAAUCGCGACAUUUAAUCAAAUUUAAUGAACGUUUUUCUAAAAAAAAUAUAUCAGAUGAUCUUCAAAAGAACAACAGUUAUCUUAAUGAAGAUUUUUUGAAAUUAGUGAAGAAUUUUCAGCUGAACUUUUUGUGGGAUCAUUUAUUAAUGGAACUUGAUAUUAGUGAAAUUGAUGAAAUAAAAGAAGAAAGAGAAAAAUUAAUGAUUAAUUAUUUACUUGUUCCUAAGGAAUUGGAAAAGGUUUUAUUAUUUGGAUGGUUCAUUUGUCUUGAUACUCUUAUGUAUUUUUUUACAAUAUCACCACUCAGAUUUAUUAAAGUUUUAUAUAAGAUUUUUAAAAAUAAUUUUCUUUUAGUAUGGGAAAAUAAGAUCUACAGAGAUAAGAUCUGCAGAGAAAGUAAUAUAAAAUCUAGUGAAAAAAUUGACUUUCUUGAGGGGUUUUUGAUCUUAGGAACAUGUGUUAUUCUUCAGAGAUUAGAUGCUAGUCGUAUUUAUCAUAAUAUUCGAGGACAAGCUACUAUUAAGCUUUAUGUUAUAUAUAACGUUUUAGAAAUUGGUGAUCGUCUUUUAUCUGCAUUUGGACAAGAUGUUAUAGAAUCUUUUUUUUCAAAAGUUUCUAAUAGAGAAGGUUCAACUAAACAUUAUUAUUUAAAUCUUAGUUUAUAUUUUAUCCUUGCUUUGAUAGCUAAUGUUUUGCAUACCACUAUGUUAUUUUAUCAAGUUAUGACUUUAAAUGUUACUGUUAAUUCUUAUUCAAAUGCUUUAUUAACUCUUCUUAUAUCAAAUCAGUUUGUAGAAAUUAAAGGAACAAUAUUUAAAAAAUUUGAGAAUGAGAAUAUGCUUCAAAUGACAUUAGCUGAUAUUGUAGAACGAUUUCAAUUAACAUUGAUGCUUAGCAUAAUAUUGUUUAGAAAUUUGAUAGAAAUAUAUGAAUCAAGGUUUCCUUUUUCAUUAUUUCCAAGUUCAUUUUUUCAUUUUUCAUCUUAUUCUGUCUUUUUUAUGAUCACAACUCCAGUAAUAUUAGUUAUGGGUUCAGAAAUAUUUGUGGAUUGGCUUAAACACAUGUUUAUUAUAAAAUUUAAUCAUAUACAAUCAUCAAUAUACUCACGUUUUGCAGAUGUACUUUCUGAUUAUUAUAUUAGUUGCAUGAAUAAAAAAAAAGAUACACGUAUUAGACAGCCAUAUUUCAUAUCUCGGAAAAUUGGUCUCCCUAUCUUGCCUUUAGCAUGUUUAAUGAUUCGAGCAUCUUUUAAGAUUUGCAGGAUUUUUUACUCUUCUAAGCUUUUUACUGAUAUAAAAAUAUUAUCAAAUGAUCCAUCAUUAGAAAAAAUUAAGCUCUUUUUAUCUAAGGAUAAAAUUAUUCCUAUUUUUUAUGGAACUUUUAUUAUGAUUAUUCUUUUUUUUUGCUUGAUAGUUAUGAAAUUGAUUUUAAGCACAAUACUUAUGAAACUUUCAUAUAAAUAUUACAAUAAAGUUGUACAAGAUAAAGAGGAGGGAAAAGAAUUCAAAAUAACAAAAUCGAGUUCUAUUGGUCAACAGGAAAUUGAUGAAAAAACGAGAUUAUAUCUAAAUAAUGUCCAAAACAAAUUUAAAGAUGGGACUCAAAAACAUACUUUAUAUACUCUUGAAAGAUAUUCUAUGGUGACUAAACGUAUAUAUUGA
This is a messenger RNA of Pneumocystis murina B123, 1914 nucleotides long. RefSeq lists its product as hypothetical. The record is from RefSeq and is a predicted model, not a curated record. Gene Ontology annotation, cellular component: endoplasmic reticulum membrane. Lineage: Eukaryota; Fungi; Ascomycota; Pneumocystomycetes; Pneumocystales; Pneumocystaceae. The transcript has 9 exons. Gene Ontology annotation, biological process: maintenance of protein localization in endoplasmic reticulum. Bases 1 to 1914 code for a protein of 637 amino acids.